Anoplopoma fimbria (sablefish) is the source of this 543-nucleotide messenger RNA. RefSeq names its product ribosomal protein S15a (gene rps15a). The transcript is spliced from 5 exons. NCBI's taxonomy places the organism in Eukaryota, Metazoa, Chordata, Actinopteri, Perciformes, Anoplopomatidae. The record is from RefSeq and is a predicted model, not a curated record. Gene Ontology annotation, molecular function: structural constituent of ribosome. The coding region runs from base 113 to 505 and encodes 130 amino acids. Gene Ontology annotation, cellular component: ribosome; cytosolic small ribosomal subunit. Gene Ontology annotation, biological process: translation.
UUUCAUUGCCGUGUGGUCCAUCUCUACUUGAAAAGAGUCUUGGAUGUGUUUCCCAUAAUGCAUUGCGGUUUGCUUCCACUUCCUCUUUCCGCCAUAUUGCAGAACCGGCAUCAUGGUGCGCAUGAACGUUCUCGCGGAUGCCCUGAAAUGCAUCAACAAUGCUGAGAAGCGUGGGAAACGCCAGGUCCUCCUCAGGCCCUGCUCCAAGGUUAUUGUGCGCUUCCUGACCGUCAUGAUGAAGCACGGUUACAUUGGUGAGUUUGAGAUCAUUGACGACCACCGAGCUGGAAAAAUCGUUGUCAAUCUCACAGGCAGGCUGAACAAGUGUGGCGUGAUCAGUCCACGUUUUGAUCUCCAGCUCAAGGAUCUGGAGAAGUGGCAGAACAACCUGCUGCCAUCAAGACAGUUUGGAUACAUUGUCCUGACCACCUCAGCUGGCAUCAUGGACCACGAAGAGGCCAGACGGAAACACACAGGAGGCAAAAUCCUUGGAUUCUUUUUCUAAAAUGUAAAGAACUGCAAAUAAAAAAACACCAGAUGAAA